Strongylus vulgaris is the source of this 660-nucleotide messenger RNA. NCBI's taxonomy places the organism in Eukaryota, Metazoa, Nematoda, Chromadorea, Rhabditida, Strongylidae. The record is from the annotation of a GenBank genome assembly.
CUGCCACGGGCGAAAUGUUUCAGAUUCCUUUUCGAGCUCAAUCAUCCCACUCAUGUCUACUAUCGUUGGCGUUUGUUUUCGAUCUCGCAAGGUGACACCUUUCUCGAAUGGCGACGUGAGAAGUUCAGGAUGUUUGACGGUGGAUCAUGGUGGCAGCCACCAAUUCCACAAGCCGAACUCUUCAGCUGUAUGCCCCGUUCGCUAUAUAGCUUCGCGUGUACUUUGACUGAGCCCAGUCGUUGGCUUCCCAAGUUAGAUGCAUCUGGCCAGCGAUCAGCUCGAUCGCACGAAACAAGAGGAAGGCAUGACAGAUCAAGAAGUCCCAAAGGGGAUUCCAAGAAACCUAAGGCUCGUCUACGAAAAAGUCAGCGCAAAAAGUUAGAACAAAUUCUUAGAGAACUGACGCCGGAAAGUGAUAGUAUUGGGUACGCUAUGGUUUGGUGUGCGGACCAUGCUACGUGUGCUAGAGAAAUCUGUGAUUGUAUAUAUGAAUCGCUCACUAUUGAUGAAACCCCGUUGCAUAAGAAGAUUGCGAGGUUGUAUCUGAUAUCCGAUCUUUUGGCCAAUGCCGCAUCUCGAGGAGUAAGAGACGUGUUUUACUUCAGGCAGUACUUUGGUGAUCUCCUUACAAAGGUAGUUUGUCUUUCCAAAUUUCACUAA